Molecule: messenger RNA, 1500 nt
Organism: Spodoptera littoralis (African cotton leafworm)
Lineage: Eukaryota; Metazoa; Arthropoda; Insecta; Lepidoptera; Noctuidae
Source: the annotation of a GenBank genome assembly
AUGUCUCACCACAGCGACGAGCAGGCGCUCCUCACGGUCGCCUCCGACUCUUUCUGGGAGCCUGGUAAUUAUAAACGGACCACACGACGAAUUGACGAUGGACACCGGCUCUGUGGUGAACUACAGGCCCUUGUGCAGGAGAGAGCAGAUAUUGAGAAAACAUACGCCAAAAGUUUGAGAGGAUGGGCGAAGAAAUGGAACGACCUCAUCGAGAAAGGCCCCGAAUAUGGCACAAUGGAAGCUGCGUGGAAAGGAGGUAUGGUUGAAGCGGAGCGUCUCUCAGAUCUACACCUGAGCGUCCGCGACCGGCUCGUCAAUGACGUCAUGGCGCAAAUCAAGAACUGGCAGAAAGACACCUAUCAUAAGUCCAUGAUCCAGCUAAAAGAACGAAAAGAAAUGGACGAAGCUUUCAAGAAGGCACAGAAACCCUGGGCGAAGUUACUGCAAAAGGUGGAACGCACACGAUUGGAGUACCACACUGCUUGCAAACAGGAAAGAACAGCACAGAACCAGGAAAGGAAUGCCAGUGGAGACAGCUCGCUUAGUCCAGAUCAGGGAGAGAACUCCAAGCGAGGACACGAGGUAAAGAAAAUGGCGGAACGGGUGGCCAAAUGUCGCGAAGAAGUUGCGAAAAGUAGAGAAAAGUAUCAAUCGGCACUGGCAGAGAUCACGGCAUACAACCCUCGCUACAUUGAAGAUAUGACCGGAGUCUUCGAGCGCUGCCAACAGAUGGAGGCACAGAGGCUCAAAUUCUUCAAAGACGUUCUCUUCAGCUUCCACAAGUGCCUCAAUAUCAGUCAAGAACCUUCAUUACCCCAAAUCUACGAAGAAUUCCACCAUACGAUAAACAACGCAGACAGUCAGAAGGACCUGAAGUGGUGGGCCAACAACCAUGGCAUCAACAUGGCAAUGGCCUGGCCACAGUUCGAGGAGUACACUGAGGAGUUCCGGGACAUCGCGAAGGGCAAGUCCAAGGAGAGCCUGCCUACUGGGCCCAUCACACUGCUCAACCAACGACCCGUCAGCGAAGAUGAACUGCCACCGAUCAACAACACGAACAACAAAACGAGCAAGGCUGCCAACCACACGGACGCUGCGCCGGCGCAGACAACAGUCGUCAACAACACCGCCAGCGCUAACAACACUAUUGAUAAAAAGAGCAUCAGUGCGCCUAUUGCUGUUACCAAUGGUACAGCAGCAGCGCCUAAAUCGAACAAGACAUCGCCGGCUAAGGACAGCACUAAAGGACAGGAGAACCCGUUCGACGAGGACGAGUGGGACGAGGAGUCGGGCGGAGCACUCACUGACACGGGCGAGCCGGGCGUACCGGUGCGAGCGUUGUACGACUACACCGGCGCGGAGAGCGACGAACUCAGCUUCAGACAAGGGGACUUAUUCGAAAAAUUAGAAGACGAAGAUGAACAGGGCUGGUGCAAGGGUCGCAAGGACGGUCGAGUGGGCCUGUACCCGGCCAACUACGUGGAGCCAGUGGGCCACUAG